AGCAUCUACCUUCCGGUCCCACCCAAUCCGCUUCUCUCAGCUCUUCCCCUCCACUCCGCGAGUCCCCAACAACGGCGUCACUUCUCGCCACCGCCGCCGCCGCCGCCGCCGCCGACUAUGCUCCUCUGCCAACGAAUCAUCCCUCGCCUCCUCCUCCUUCCAUCCAGACCCACCUUAAAACCCCUCCUGUGCCCCUCUCGAAUCCCACCCUGCCGCCCCUUCUUGCCCCGCUCCGCUGCGCUCUCUCAGCUUGCGGUCCCCCAAACGUUAGACCGCUCCGAUGCCGAGGACCCCCGAACGGUAGACCACUCCGAUGCCGAGGGCUCCCGAACGGUAGACCACUCCGACAUCGAGGAGCCACUGGGGGAGGUGCAGGUACAGCUUCCGCUCGACCGGCUCUUCCUGCCACCGGGGGCGAACGUGACCCCCGGGGACGAGGAGGCCGUCACCGGGCGGGUCCUCAAGGGCUCCAACAUCGUGUUGGGCACGUACGCGCGCGGCGAUGCCCAGGUUGUUGCCGCGGAUUUUGUGAAGAGCAGCGUGCGACCCGAUGACUGUCCCAGGGAUGGGCUGCCUGAGUUCGCUCUCGUCGGCCGCUCCAACGUCGGCAAGUCGUCCCUGCUCAACUCGAUCGUCCGCCGCAAGCGUCUCGCGCUCACCUCCAAGAAGCCUGGCAAGACCCAAUGUAUCAAUCAUUUCAAAAUAAAUGACAGCUGGUACCUUGUUGACUUGCCUGGUUAUGGAUAUGCCUCUGCGCCACAGGAAGCUCGUAAAGAUUGGGAUGCAUUUACUAGAAAUUACUUCCUCAGCCGAGAUAAUUUGGUGUCGGUUUUUCUCCUUAUAGAUGCGAGUAUUCCUGCUAAGAAGAUUGAUCUUGACUAUGCUAGUUGGCUUGGUCAAAACAAGGUUCCCAUGACACUUGUGUUCACAAAAUGCGACAAACGCAAGAAGAAGAAAAAUGGUGGCAGGAGACCAGAAGAAAACGUAGAAUACUUCCAGAAUUUGAUCCGUGAAUAUUUUGAGGCAGCGCCUCCUUGGAUAAUGACGAGCAGCGUGACCAACCAAGGCAGAGAUGAAAUACUUCUGCACAUGUCUCAGCUCAGAAACUAUUGGCGCAAGCAUUAAGAUGGGAUAAUAGCAAUAGGACUGAAGCAACAGGAACUGCAAGCAAGCUGCUUUGAUGCAUUGGCACCUUUGCAAUCAGGCUUUCACCAACUAAUUUGCCUUUUGAGCUGUUGAUUGUCCACAAUUGCCCUAGUACAUGAUUACUCAAUCAACAGACUGGGUAUGCAGACAAGCCACUGAAAUCAACAACCCUGUUUUUUAUAUAUUUGUAUAACAGUACAAUCUCAACGUUUUCUCUUUGUUAUUUUCUGAUUAUAAGAUUGUGCAUUCUGUAUAUUAAAGUACUCCCGUGUCAACUAAUCAUCAUUGGGAAUCUCACAUUUUUGUUUGUUA
This is a messenger RNA of Brachypodium distachyon (stiff brome), 1458 nucleotides long. Its product is annotated as GTP-binding protein At2g22870. The transcript is spliced from 4 exons. Bases 118 to 1125 code for a protein of 335 amino acids. Gene Ontology annotation, molecular function: GTP binding. Lineage: Eukaryota; Viridiplantae; Streptophyta; Magnoliopsida; Poales; Poaceae. The record is from RefSeq and is a predicted model, not a curated record.